GCCCGACCGCCGCACCGAGCGCACGCCGCGACGCGCACGCACACACACAACCCGCCGAUAAAUGUGUGUGGUGCCUGACCGGAAUACUGUUGUAGGCGCAUCAGUAGGAGUGUUUGUUCGGUAAAUAGGCGAAAGAUUUGGAUUGGGAGCGGGCUAUGCCCUAGUCCGGGAGACUGGGCGUGAAGAUACUUGAGAGGCAGCUGGAGAUCCGUCAGCAAUGAUGCGGCGCGGUUCGAUGGCGAUGAUCGGCGGAGGGGAGCCGCUGAUCGUAGUGGAGGAAAGCGGCACGGAGGACACGGACUCCUCCCCUCACUCCUCCGCGCCGACCCGCGGACUGUCCGUGGACCAGGAGUCGCCGCCCGACCCGUACCAUCUGUCGCCGUGGCGUGAUACUCGCAAGCAUUCCCUGCCGACGCCAUCCUGCACCACUGGACCUACUGCCAGUCAGGUUCGGCGGCUGUCGGAGCGAGGCGAGGGCGCGGCCCGCGAGGCGCGCGAGGCAGCAUUCCUGGCAACACUCACGUCUACACAGCCGCAGCCGGGUGGCAGAAGACAUUCCGUAGUAACUAUAUCCCGGGUGCCCCAGGCACUGUUUGGUCGCGGACGCCGCGAGUCCAUCGCAGCCUUCCCAGCUCUAGCCCGUCGCAGAGACUCCGGUUCCAAGAAAUCUCUGGUUUCCAUUGCAGGCCCACCAGCCACCGACACACUCGGCAGCACGCACAAUCUACAGCUAGACAUAAUGGAUGACAUCGUCCAAGCGCGCAAGGUUCGCAUGCGUCUCUGGAACACUUCGAAUGAGCGAGUAUGUGAAGUCCAGCCGCUAGACGAACGCUCGCCUAUGGGCGGCUCAGUGCGGUACACAAACCGCGGACGCAGACACUCAGACUUUGUGGGCUCGCCCUUGCCGCCCAUACCAGCACGACGCCGAGCUUCUGAGAUGCCGCCGCCACCGCCCAUUCCACCACGAAGCGGUGCCGGCGUCGGCGUAGUCUGCACCGACACAGACCUUCACUUAAUGCUCAAUGCACUCACUUCAUCAGCCACAGAGAUCGACCGCUGUGGCAAACCGGAGCGAACUCGCCGCCUCGCUGACAUGAGGUCGAGCAGUUUUGAUGCAUCAUCACUGAGAGACAAACCUUUGGACUCGGGCACUACUUGGUUCACACGUAGGCACCAAACAUUAGCCACGAAGAAAAAGGAAAAUGAGCCCAAGAAGAGCAAGGUGACAUUUGCUCCGGAUUCAAAACCGGCUCCAGGAGACGUGGCAGCUGUGGUAUGGGACAAACCUUCGGGGUCCGUUGUGGAUGCGAGUGCGCUUGGCAGUGCCAUCGAAGUGUUCCUUAGGAAGAGUUCCGCAGCAGACCCGGGUGCAUCUACAUCUGGUACUGCCACUGUGAAAGAAUCGGCACCAAAAACCGAAGUUCGACUGAAAACGCGAGACAUUCCAGCAGCAGCGCGGCAGCCAGGCCGCCCGGAGGGAGAGCGCUGGUACCCCAACAGGCCAGAGGAGGAGGAAGCCGUGGAGAGCUGCGAUGCUUCUCUCUGCACGUCAUUAAAAGACCUUUUCGUGUAGGCACCACGUGUGUAUUUAACUCUUGUAAAUUAUAAACAUACCUUUAGUUGUCGAGUAAAGAUUCGUUUCUAAAAUGGAGAGUGAGAGGUGACACGCCGCGGAGCGCUGUGGGCGCAGUCCGCGGCGUGCUGAUUGUACUUUAUGAAUCUUUCUAUGUGAUAGACUACGCGCCGGCGCCGGUCGUCCUGAGUCGACUCACGACCGACGCCUGU
This is a messenger RNA of Helicoverpa armigera (cotton bollworm), 1785 nucleotides long. RefSeq lists its product as uncharacterized. The transcript is spliced from 6 exons. The coding region runs from base 218 to 1573 and encodes 451 amino acids. The record is from RefSeq and is a predicted model, not a curated record. NCBI's taxonomy places the organism in Eukaryota, Metazoa, Arthropoda, Insecta, Lepidoptera, Noctuidae.